Messenger RNA from Doryrhamphus excisus (bluestripe pipefish), 1382 nucleotides. RefSeq names its product RP2 activator of ARL3 GTPase (gene rp2). Lineage: Eukaryota; Metazoa; Chordata; Actinopteri; Syngnathiformes; Syngnathidae. Gene Ontology annotation, cellular component: cilium; periciliary membrane compartment. The record is from RefSeq and is a predicted model, not a curated record. Gene Ontology annotation, molecular function: GTPase activator activity. Gene Ontology annotation, biological process: post-Golgi vesicle-mediated transport.
CAGAAGGGGAAACGGGAAGCAAAAAACAGUGUCAACUAAACCUCACGCAAUCUUGUACCUCUUUACUAACCGUAAAGCUUGCCAAACCUUUUGCAAACAGGGUUUAUCGAGGAUUAUAAAAAUGGGGUGCUUUUUCUCGAAGAAAUCCAAGCGAAAGUCGUCAAAACAGGAGCGGACGCCGACAACGACGACUGUGGAAACUACGACGACAAGCAACGCGGUUCCCCUUGGCAACAACACCGACGAGGCGGCACCGAAGCAGUACAGCUGGGACAAGAGGGACAAGGUUGACCCCAAAGACUAUAUGCUGACAGGCCUCAAGGGUGUCACGGCCGGUCGUCUCCCCGGAAAGCUGAACGGUCAACAGUUUGUCAUCCAGGAGUGUGAGAACUGCGACAUCUUUGUGCUCGACCACUCUGCGACCAUCACCAUUGACGACUGCGUCAACUGCCGUGUGGUCCUGGGCCCCGUCAAGGGCAGCGUUUUCUUCCGGGACUGCAAGGACAUUAAGUGCUUGGUGGCGUGCCAGCAGUUCCGCACGCGGGAUUGUAAAAAGAUGGAGGUGUUCUUGUGCUGCGCCACGCAGCCCAUCAUCGAGUCGUCCACCGGCAUGAAGUUCGGCUGCUUCCAGUACUACUACCCUGAGCUGGCCUUCCACUUCAAGGACGCCGGCCUCAGCAUCUUCAACAACAACUGGAGCAACAUCCACGACUUCACGCCCGUCUCCGGAGAGACCAACUGGAGCCUGCUGCCGGAGAGUGCCGCCGUGCUAGACUCAGUGCCGGCCCCGGACUCCGAGUCGGAGUUCAAGUCCGUUCGGAUCUCAGCGGACACGGCGCGCAGCAUCGUGCCUUUGACGAAAGGAGGACGGCGCAAGGACAGCGAAGAGUCCUGCCUGUUUGUUUUCUUCGCCGGAGAGUACACCACCGCCAACGCACGAAAGAUGAUUGAUGAGGCUACUGCCAAAGGCUUUGUGCUGAUCCAGACCAAGGAGGUGUCGAUGCGGCCUGAAGAUGUGAAGCGUGUGUUUCAAAACAAUGCCGAGGACCUGGUGGAGUGGAUCAUGAAAGGUCCCGUCAUCGCCCUGGAGCUGAAUGGCGACGGCGUUGUGGAAGCCUGCAAGAACAUCGCCAGUGAGGUGUUCAGCGGCACAAAGGUGUUUGUCUCGGACAACAAGAACACGUCUUGUCAAGACGUGGACAGCUUCUUCAACUUCGCAGACAUGCAGAUGGGCUUGUGAUUGAUUGGUGCUGACGAUGUAGUCAGGUCCAUUGAUGUUUAGACAGCUGCUUUUUUUUCUGUCUAUAUUUUGCACCGUUACAAUCAGUAUGGAUCACCAGCCUACUGCUUUGAUAAAUCACUUUUUUUUUUUUUUUUUUUAC